Messenger RNA from Suillus subalutaceus, 2651 nucleotides. Its product is annotated as heterokaryon incompatibility protein-domain-containing protein. The record is from RefSeq and is a predicted model, not a curated record. NCBI's taxonomy places the organism in Eukaryota, Fungi, Basidiomycota, Agaricomycetes, Boletales, Suillaceae. The coding region runs from base 214 to 2592 and encodes 792 amino acids. The transcript is spliced from 3 exons.
AUUCCCAUUCUGUCAUCAUCCUGGUCCUCGUAGCUUGUUUCAACAGAUUGACCUACAUACCGCUCAUGGUAACGUUAUCUGAUCACGAAUGCAUUGCCUCGGGGGCCCUACCUACUCGCAACUGCAACCUGGAGUCAAAUUUAAACCAGUCCUGGUGAAUCCCGCGACUCGUUCGUGUUCUCGGAGUACUCGUGUGGUUCCUCUCAGGAAACCAUGGCAGUACUACUAGGUACUACAGUCUACCAACCACGGGUGUUAUUGAGAGUACUCUCAGUCCGGUCUCCACACAUGGUUUGGCCCUUGCUAGAAUUAUUGGAGGGGUUGCUCUUGGAGUUUAGGUUCUUUAGUUCGUCCGCACGUGCAAACCAGAGGCAAACGUCACAUUCCCCACUUCUGCAUCCGGAUCAAAUACGAACUGAUCUUCAGAGGGAUCAUGCCACCACGUCAGACGACGAGGCAUUACUCUGUUCCAUCUGUGCAAAUCUGAAUUUUUACCAGAUCUUCCUUGAAGGCAUCCCGGAGACGGAGGAUAUCCCGCUCGAUUAUCUCUCGUCCAUCUUAAAAAAAUCCUACCAAUGCAGUUUCUGCCGCCUCAUAUCCUUUCAUGUUCGGCGAACAUGGAUGUUGGACAAGUUUCCUCACGUUGAUAUCUCGGGAAUCGAAUGUAGGAUGUUCACGAAACACUGCGGUUGUCUUCAGUUAGCCACUUAUCCCCCAUCCAAAUUCCGUUGCCACCGCCUCCACAUCACGAUGGAAGGCAUAGAGGACCUUUGGAAGAGAUAUCCAGCUUUCAGGAUAGCAAGUGCGCUUAACAUUCACCUUAUGCAAGAAGACGCAUUCAAGUUUGGAAGACCGGCCGACCUUCAUUGUCGCAGGAUGAAGAACACUGUGGAUAUCAAAAUGGUGAAGAAAUGGAUCAAACUGUGCCACAAGAGCCAUGGAGAUAUAUGUAAAAGUUUCUUGAGAAUAGGCGAACACGACAACAGGAAACUGCCGGGGUUUGUGAGAGUUGUGGACGUAGUAUUGAUGGCCGUGGUUCCUGCACCUCCUGGUUGUCGUUACGUCGCUCUCAGUUACAUAUGGGGAGGGAUUGGCGCAGAGUAUUGGACGACGAAAGAUAAUAUUGCAGAGCGGGGCACGCCUGGCGGGUUAAACACGGCAAAGCUCCCGGAUACCAUCACUGAUUCGAUUCUAUUCGUUCGACAACUUGGUGAACGUUACAUAUGGAUCGAUACUCUAUGCAUCAUUCAAGACAAUUCGCAGGACAAGUUUGCUCAGAUAAACAAUAUGGAUCUUGUGUACGGCCUGUCUUAUCUUACAAUAAUCGCUGCCGGUGGCACCACGGCUCGAGACCCUCUCCCAGGAUGUCGUCCACAAACUAGAACGCAACAGCAUAUCGAAGUCGUUCAAGGACUUCAUCUCUAUGCGGCACCUCCAAGACUUAAGGAGGCUCUUACUUUGUCCGCAUGGAAUACACGUUGUUGGACCUAUCAAGAGUGCGCACUUUCCCGCCGAAGGAUAUACUUCACUGGGCAGCAAGUCUACUUUGAGUGCCAGUUUGAUGUCUUAUGUGAAGACGUCAUCGCUGAAAGCAAGUGUGACUCCACCAGUUUUCUCAAGCUUUCACGGGCAGAAUAUUUCCCUCAGUCAUUAGACCCUUUCACGAGUUACUUGGCGGCCGUUAGACAGUGUACACGGCGCAACCUCACUGUGGAAUCAGACAUCGUCGAUGCUCUCACGGGAGUGACAAAUGCUUUGGCAAAAGCCUUUGGGCUCGGUGACCCAGACAGAGCCUUUCGCUAUGGAAUGAUGUUGACGGACCUGCAUCACUCGCUUCUCUGGCAACACCAUCCACACACACCUCGUACUCGUCGUUCGCUCCCUGAUGGAUGCAGUUUACCCUGGCCCUCCUGGUCGUGGGCUACGUGGCAUGGUGCCGUUAACUACGUGUCGGAGCAUCGGUAUUUGGUGACCCAUCCUGAGGAUGCUUGGCUCGUGAACGAAUUUGAAUUUGCCAAGCCUUCGGUGGUAGAAAUGUUUGUCGAUCCAUGGUACAUCGUGGACCAUGGUGGCAUUAUAGUGCAGCUUGAUGUACGCAGGGAUUCCCGGCGGGUUGUUUUGAUUCGCGAGACAGAAAGAAAGGUGUCCACAUAUUCUUCCCCGCGAGGGAUUAUAGACCCAACGGAGAUGACCCCAGACAGUCAUCGAGCGCUCAACCCAGGCACCCUCAUUUUCCGCACGACUUCUAGCCACUUUGCCAUUGCACGGCGACGUGGUGAAGAAUCGAACGCAUCUAUUCACCAUGGUCUGUUCAACAUUCUCUCCGGUUCCUCCCCUCCCAUUUGGGUCGGCACUGCUGUCCUACCAUUGGACGCUGCCCUGCCGACUUCCCUCGAAUUCAUCGUCCUUUCCCGUACCAGUUUGAACGACGGGUACGACAUAGAGAGGUUUGAGUAUUACAACGAAUGCUUGCUAUAUGUGAUGGCGGUUAGUCAGAAUGGGGGUUUGAUGGAACGUGUUGGGUUGGGCAUCAUUCACGAAGCAGCCUGGAUUGCUUCAGGAAUGGAGGAGAAGGUGGUGUUUCUUCGAUAAUGUUUGGCGGUGAUAGUAUACCUCAGCUGUUUGAAUCAACAAUUCCACAUUCAGUUUCU